This is a messenger RNA of Hirundo rustica (Barn swallow), 2892 nucleotides long. RefSeq names its product RCSD domain containing 1 (gene RCSD1). Gene Ontology annotation, cellular component: WASH complex; early endosome. Gene Ontology annotation, molecular function: retromer complex binding; actin filament binding; phosphatidylinositol phosphate binding. The record is from RefSeq and is a predicted model, not a curated record. Lineage: Eukaryota; Metazoa; Chordata; Aves; Passeriformes; Hirundinidae. Gene Ontology annotation, biological process: protein localization to endosome; retrograde transport, endosome to Golgi; skeletal muscle contraction. The transcript is spliced from 7 exons. The coding region runs from base 164 to 1333 and encodes 389 amino acids.
GGCCACUCGCUGGGCUCUGUCAGUCCGGGCUGAGCAGGAGCUGGGAUCUCCCACUCCCUCCACGGCUCGGCUCCGCUCCGCCUCGGCUGAACUGCUCCCACGGAUAACAGGGAAAGGGGUGGGGAGGAAAGACUGCCCCGAGGACACCUCUCUCUUGCAGGACAUGGAGAACAGGCCAGCAGAGACCAACUCAGAGGUGGACAAGUCAGCAUCACCCUCAGUGGCUCAGCUAGCAGGGAAGUUCAAAGAGCAAGCAGCCAAUGUCCCUGGAAAAGAGGUACCACCACAUAAGCCAACUCGGAGGAAACCACCCUGCUCCCUUCCCUUGUAUCCCCACAAAACUGAGACAAGUGACAAUGAUGAGCAAAAGCGGUCGCCAAAUGCUUGCCCCGUUCCCAAGGUCAAGGUGAAAAGCUCACCCAUGAUUGAAAAGCUGCAGGCCAAUCUGGCUUUCGCUCCAGCUGCUCUGCUGCCGGGAGCGUCUCCCAAAAGCCCUGGGCUGAAGGUCCUGGUUUCUCCGUUCAGCACGCCUCCCUCAACGCCCACCAGCCCAGGGACUCAGUCCCAGCCCAGCGAGACGCCGGUCAGCUUUGAUCAGCCCCCAGAAGGCACCCAGCUGCAGUUCUACAACAAGGUGCGGACGCGAGGAUCCAUAAAGCGCAGGCCUCCCUCCCGGAGGUUCCGGAGAUCUCUGUCCGAGUACGGAGACGGGGAAGAUUUAGGGGUCAACUUGUCCUCCCCAGAAAAUGGUGCCAGGGAAGAUGAGGUCUUUGGGCCCAACGGCAAGACAGAGGAGGUGGAAACAGGGAGCAGAGAGCAGAAGAAACAGGCAGGGUCUGACCAGAAGCCAGCAUCGAGCACGGGAUCCAGCAGAUCAGAGGAUGAAGAAGAAGGGAGCAAAGAGCAGAAGCAACAGGCAGAGUCUGAUGAGAAGCCCCCAUCAAGGAGAGCAUCCAGUCGAUCAGAAGAUGGGGAAAAAGGGGGAAAACAGGCAGAGGAAAUUACUCCAUGCAAGAAUAACACAGGGAAUACAAAGGAGGAGGAAGUGUGUCAUGAUGCCCCAGGAGAGGAGAACUCUCCUCAGCCUCCCUCUGGAAACAACGAGACGUGUGACAGUCCCCAGGGAGAAGAGCGGCAAAGCGCUGCCUGUGAACAAGGAAAGGGGGACAAGGAGAAGGAGGGAGCUGAAGCUGAAACAAAGGAGAGCAGUGAGAGCACAGACGCACAGAGAACAUCAGACACUGAAGAAGCAGCACUGGCACAGGAUGCAGGGGGAUUAGGGACUGCCAGUGAGCCUUCAGUGUCAGUCACGCAGGACCAGGGCACAGCGUAGCUGUGACACACAGGACACACCCAAUCAGGGCAGAGGAGACCUAACACGUGGAUGGGAGCCAUCUAACCCAAUCGAGAUGGAAGCUGCUGGAAAACCUUCAGUGGCAGGAGAGGAGCAGAAUGCAGAAAUCCCCUGCGGUCCAGACUCAUCACAGAGCUGAGUGGACACUUGCUGGCUCCCUGCUUUGCACCAUCAUAUUUUGGGAUGGCUGGAACAAGAGACUGUUUUGCAAUCUCUUCAGCGUUCAAAGCUCAGGUGAUGGCUGGCAUUCCUUGGUGAUAUUUGGGGACUGAGAGACCUGAUACCAGCCGUCCUGGAGCCAACCGCCACCACCACUCGUGGUCCUUCUGCUUCUUCAUCCUGCUCCAAAAUGUCAUUUUCUUCUCCCCUGCAUUGGUCUUAGAUGAAGUUCAUCAGUUAUGUACAUACAUACACGUAUGGUGCCUUUUUGGUCGCUUCUUUUAAAGUACUUUGGGUUCUAAAACUUCACUAAAUAAUGUUUUAACAAUAGGAAACAGUAUGUUUUCUCCAUAUGUGCUGUAUGGCAAACGAUGUCCCCCCUGAACACGGGGAAAACUCCUAGAAGAUUGAUCAUAAAAAUAUAUAAAUACAAAAUAUAAAAGGAAAAUCCCUAUGAAGUGGGGCUGAUCUGUGAAACAGCCACCUGUGGUAGGCUAGUAGGUCCUGUGUGCUUCAGCUUUGGGGUGCUUUUAGUGUGGUGGAAAGUGACAAUCAGCAGACGGUAUGCAAAGAAAAGAUGUGCUGAGUAGGUCAGCAGGGCAAGUUCUCUUAUCUGGCUCCGGGCUGCAGUCCAGAUUUAGAAGGGCUGCUUGCCCAUCAGUCUUUCUCACUUCCGGACCAUAUCCAGUCUGUGUUGAAACUUCUGCUGUUUGGCCACCAAGAGCCACUCAGUAUAGAAAGCAUCCCAGCUUCCUGGAAACAGCCAAUUAAUUUUGUGCAGGUCAAAGAAGUCCUAGCUGGCUGAGUUUCCAGUGGAGUUGCCUGGCUGAAUUGGUGAAGCUCAGGCAGCCAGUCCCUCCUCAGUACUGUACGGGAUUUGCAUUCACUCUUGGGCUACUAAAAGUCAUGGGCUAGCAGUCACUACGAUUUGAAUCUGGGCAGUAUUUGAGGGAAUGUCAGAAUGUCAGACCCUCACUUGACCAGUUUCCUGACAGCAGUACCUGAAGCUGAACAAAAUGUCCAUCCUGUGACGUGGACUGAGGUCACGCUUACUGAGAGCCAGCAGCGGCUUGCCCUCCUGAAUUAUCAUGGGCUUGUUGGCAAACACGACCUCCACACCCUUCUGAGCCGUGCCGUGGAGCAUUGUUGCCCUUGAAUCCCUUUUAAUCUGCUUGCUCUAGCUCGUAUUCCAGGGCAGGCUGCAAUCCUUGGCUGCCCCGUUUCUUCUCUCGGCAGGGAUGUGAGCGGUUGUGCCUUACUGUACAUGCAGAUAUAUGCGUGCCUGUGUAGAGAACGUGUAUGUGUGUCCCGAGCGCGGGAAUGGAAAUCCGGGGGAGAAACAGAAUAAAUAAACGGUGGAAUAAAACCAAAGCGAAACG